GUCAGCUUGAAAAACUUGCUUGGUUCUAAGAGCUGAAAUAAAUGAACAUCAAGAAGAAAUUAAAAUGCUGCAAGAAUCCAUAGGAAAUCUUACAACACAGAUGUCAUUAUUGGAAAAAGAAAAUCAUCAGAUCACUAAUAGAUCUAAAGAAAUCAAAACUAAUCAUUCAAGUGCAACAGGAAUGACAGCUGAAUUAAACAGGGCAAAUGAGAAGAUACAGAGAGAGAAAAUAGAUGUUAUGAAACUCCUUCAAGUUGUACGACGUGGAUAUGAUAAUGUUGUGAAAGGUAUUAAGGUGAUUGAAUCAGAAAGUUACACUCAAAAUAAUAUGGUAGUUGAAGUUGAAAAAGUUUUGCAACAGAUAGAGCAAGAAAUUGAAGAUAGAAAGCAAAAGUAUAACAUUCUGGCUCAGAAGAUCAAGUCCUACAAAGAAAAUUAUUCAGAAUUGAUUCAAGAAAGUUCCUCCAGAGAAGAAAUGAUCAGGUAUCUUUCAGUAGAACAUAAGAGUUGGCUUGAAGCUGUCCACUCUGUCAAGUCCGCUAUUGAUAAGUCUGUUCAACAGGUUAGAAAAGAAGAAUUAAAAAUUGAAACUAUGAAAACUUCAUCAGAUCCAUAUAAAACUAUUGAAGAAGAAUUAUUACAGAAGUUACAAGUUGCAACAGAUAAUCAUGAUGUUUUAUCCAAACAACGAAAUGACUUCCAAAAUGAAAUGAAUGACCUGAAAACAGUUUUAUUCCAGCAGACAGCACGAACACAGGAAGAAAUUGCACAUGCUGAGAGCUUGGCUCUGCAGGUUUCUAAAGUUGUUAAAGAUGCUCAACAGUUACAAGAGUUAACAAAGAAACUGUCUAAGAUGAUAACUUUAAAGGUGGUUGAAAAAGAUAAAAAAAGUGUUGAUAUUAUUCGAGCAGAAAUGCGAUUGCAGCAUAUUAAGGAUGAUUUAAAGUCCAAACAAGUGGACCAAGAAAAAAUGGAAAACUGUCUAAGUGAUAAUAAAGAAAAACUAAUGGAAAUUACUAAAUUAUACAAAAUCACCAAGCAAGAUAAAAACAGAAUUGCAGGUUUAUACCAGAUUGCUUGCCAGAAAAAAGCCCAGCAUACUGAGAAGCAUUACAUGGUACAGAGUCAAAUUGAAAUUUUAAAAAAAGAGACACUAAAGAAUCAAAAGCAAAAUAAUGACAUGUAUUUCAAGUUACUCAAUACACUAGUUUUCCGCGACCAUCUGAAGCACAAAGUUUUGAAACAGCAAGUGAGCUUAGAGGAGUUGCAAGAGCAGUGCAGUUUACAAGGCCAACAAUUGGAGCAUUUGGAAUCCAUAGUUGCAGAUGAAGAAAAAUACUUAAAACAUUUACGAGAACGAUAUGAAAAAGUUAUACAAGAAAGAAAUAGAAGGGGAUUAGACCUUAUUGAAAGAGAAAAAGAAGUUUGUAUCUUACAGCAGAAAUCACAGAUGUUGGAAAAUCUUCUCACUAAAGCACAGUCUGAAUUACAUGUAUUGGAUGAAGUGAAAAAAAUAGUGGAAAUCAGGUUGAAAGAAGAACUUCAAAAUUUGGAAAAAAUAAGAAGCAUGUCGAAAUCAGAAAUAGAGUUAAAGGUUAAAUUAGCUGAAGCUGAAAAAGAGCUAUUUAAAUGCAAAGAGAACCAGGAAAAGCUGGAAGAGAAGGUUGAGGGGAGAGUAGGUGUUUUGAACUAUGGUCUGUUUCUUUCAGGGUGUGAUCCCACAGAUGAUCAACUGAAAAAAAAAUUGAAAGAGGUGGAGAAACAACUUUAUUGGAAAGAAACAGAACUGGUAGAAAAAGAAGUGGUCUUGGCCCAAGUAUCGAGGCUGACUGAAUGCUUGAGACAGACACUAGAAAAUAAGGCACAACCAGCAACACAAGCACAAAAGAAAGUGGAUAAUUUUCAGAAAAACAGAAAGAAAGGCUUAGAGAGAAAGAUUGAAACAUUAGAUGUAGAAAUAGCAUUGUAUAAAAAGCACUCUGAGAAACUCAAAGAACAGGUUCAAGAAAUGAAAGAUAAAUUACAAACUUGCUACAAAAAUCUGAAGGCUGGUCUUCCUCCAUCAGAAGAAUUUGAACAGGAAUGGACACAAAUGACAAAAAACUUCAGAUCUACUUUUAGUAAUGAAACUGAGGACCGAGAGGGAUGGUUUGAGUCUCCCAUUGGUGCUAUAACGACAGCUGAACCUCGACCUAAUUCUUACUUUCCAGAUGGAGAUUAUGUGCUACCCAUUCCUGUACCUUAUGGGAAGUUAGCACCUUUCAAGCCAAGUGCUUCUGGUGCAAAUAUGAGGCACUUUCAAAAACCAGAUCACAAACCUAUUAUUAUGUAAAUUUCUAUUUUACUUAGCAUUAACAUUUUUGAGAGAGAAUUUAAGAAUAAAAUGUUUUUAUAAAAAUUCAAUUACAUGACAGGAUUUCAACAGUAAAGCUGGUUUUACAAAAUUCUGUACAACCUAUUGUAUGUAGCUUGAACAUUAAAAGUCUGUUAUUUGACUAAACUA
This is a messenger RNA of Limulus polyphemus (Atlantic horseshoe crab), 2503 nucleotides long. Its product is annotated as coiled-coil domain-containing protein 146-like. The transcript has 15 exons. The coding region runs from base 65 to 2332 and encodes 755 amino acids. Gene Ontology annotation, cellular component: cytoskeleton. NCBI's taxonomy places the organism in Eukaryota, Metazoa, Arthropoda, Merostomata, Xiphosura, Limulidae. The record is from RefSeq and is a predicted model, not a curated record.